AAUAAUACAAUUUAGCAACGAGAGUGACAGAAAAUCUUGGACAUCUAUCAAUGAGAGAGCUAGAGCAGCUAUUCCUUUGGAACUCUAUAGAAAGAAAAUGCAUAUACCUCAUCCAACAAAGAAACACCUUAGCUUCUCUCCUCCAAAUCCACGCUUUUAUGCUCAGAAACGCACUUGAGACCAAUGUUAAUCUCCUCACAAAAUUCAUCACAACCUGCGCGUCCCUUGCUGGCAUCCACCAUGCUCGUCGUGUGUUCGAUCAUCGUCCCCACAGAGACGACUCGUUCCUUUGUAACUCCAUGAUCAAAUGCCAUGUGGGUAUGCGCCAGUUCGUUGAUUCAUUCACUCUUUAUAGAGAUCUUAGGAGAAACACGGGUUUUGUUCCCGAUAGCUACACGUUCACGACGUUGGGCAAGUCUUGUGGUUUGAGUUUGGCAAUUUUGGAAGGCCAAGGGUUACAUGGCCAUGUUGUGAAAAUUGGGUUUUGCUUAGAUUUGCACGUAUCAACUGCAUUGGUCGAUAUGUAUGCUAAGUUUGGGAAGAUGGGUUAUGCAAGAAUGUUGUUUGAUGAAAUGUCGCAAAGAAGUGAAGUGUCGUGGACUGCUCUUAUUUGUGGAUACGUGAGGUCUGGUGAUAUGAGUAAUGCAAGGUUGCUUUUUGAUAGGAUGCCUUAUAAGGACUCAGCAGCGUUUAAUGCAAUGAUUGAUGGUUAUGUCAAAUUGGGAGAUACGGGCUCAGCUCGAAGUUUGUUUGAUGAGAUGCCAUAUAGGAAUGUGGUGUCUUGGACUACUAUGAUUUAUGGAUAUUGCCACAGUGGUGAUGUUGAAUCUGCUAGGUUGCUUUUUGACACCAUGCCGGAGAAGAACCUAUUUUCAUGGAAUGCAAUGAUGGGUGGAUAUUGCCAAAACAAACAACCAUAUGAAGCAUUGAGAUUAUUUCAGGAAAUGCAAUCAACCACAUCAUUGGAACCGGAUGAAGUAACAAUCGUAUGCAUUCUUCCGGCUAUCGCUGAUCUGGGUGCUCUGGAUUUAGGUGGCUGGGUUCACCGGUUUAUCCGGAGGAAGAAGCUUGAUAGAGCAACUAAUGUAUGCACCGCGCUUGUUGAUAUGUAUGCAAAAUGUGGCGAAGUUACCAAAGCCAGAAGACUUUUUGACGAGAUGCCUGAAAAAGAAACAGCUUCAUGGAAUGCUCUGAUACAUGGAUUUGCAGUCAAUGGCUGCGCCAGGGAAGCAUUGGAUAUAUUCUCAAAGAUGCAACAUGAAAGAUAUAAACCAAAUGACAUAACCAUGCUUGGUGUUUUGUCUGCUUGUAACCAUAGUGGUCUGGUGGAGGAAGGGAAGAAAUGGUUUAAAGCGAUGGAGGAAUUUAGGCUUAUCCCAAAGAUUGAGCAUUAUGGUUGUAUGGUAGAUCUUCUGGGGAGGGCUGGAUGCUUGGAGGAAGCUGAGCAGUUGAUUGAGAGAAUGCCUUUCAAGGCUAAUGGAACAAUCUUGAGUUCUUUUCUAUUUGCAUGUGGAUGCUCUAAGGAUACUGUGAGGGCCGAGCGAGUACUAAACAAGGCAGUCAAAAUGGAGCCACACAAUGAUGGAAACUAUGUCAUGUUAAGAAAUUUGUAUGCAACGGAGGAAAGGUGGAGAGAUGUAGAGGAAAUUAAGGGGUUGAUGAGAAAGAAUGGAGCAAAUAAAGAGGUAGCGUGUAGCGUUAUUGAGGUUGAUGGUAGAGUCAGGGAGUUUCUGGCUGGAGAGAGGCUGAAUCCACAUUUGGAGGCUAUAAAUUUAACACUGGAUCAGUUGAAGAAGCACAUGAAAGGACAAAUUAUUAAAAUUACAGGGGGAGGGUUGAAUUGAUUCUGAGGCUGGCUUGGGCAAAGCACAAGCUAAUACAAGUUUUCAUCACAUAAAAUUCCAUGAAUCUUGGUUUCUUCAAGAAAAUUUUCAGAAAUAUCUGUACAUAGAUCAAAAAACAACAGAGUAUGAAGAUGCCAUGCCUAUGAUUUUAUUUAAGGGCCAUAGCACAAGUGUCUCAGAUGAAUGAAUUAUUAUCUCUUGAUAUUAAGAGUUGUAUAGAACUUUCUAUUUAUUUUAUUUUCCUUUUCUUUUUCUCUUCUUUUUCCAUUUGAUCCUAUAUUGAGGAUCCAUAUCUGACCCUAAAAUUUUGGAAUAAAGUUUGUUAUUGUUUUUUC
This is a messenger RNA of Quercus lobata, 2179 nucleotides long. RefSeq names its product Pentatricopeptide repeat (PPR-like) superfamily protein (gene AHG11). Gene Ontology annotation, biological process: RNA modification. Gene Ontology annotation, molecular function: protein binding; RNA binding. The transcript has a single exon. Lineage: Eukaryota; Viridiplantae; Streptophyta; Magnoliopsida; Fagales; Fagaceae. The coding region runs from base 51 to 1844 and encodes 597 amino acids. The record is from RefSeq and is a predicted model, not a curated record.